GUCGUUUUCCGGAUCCGUUUUUCCCACCCCUAGGCACAACUGCACAAGGUUUAAAGAGUUUUCAAUGAAUAAACGGCAAACCGGCCAAUUAGAAGGGCAAAGCAUCUUCUUUCCGAUGUACCAAACAGAAGAAGAAGGGUAAAGGAAGGUCGGAGCUGAGAUCCUCCGGGAACCCAACACCCAGAACCUCCGGAGUGAUAGCUAAGAAAAUGUGGGAAUCAAUCUGCCUAACCGUAGCGGCCACCGCUGGUAACAACAUCGGCAAAGUCCUCCAGAAGAAGGGCACCCUCAUUCUCCCCCCUCUCUCUUUAAAGCUCAAGGUGAUAAGAGCAUAUGCAUUUAACAAAGCUUGGGCCUUAGGUUUUCUAAUGGAUUUGUUUGGAGCUGUCUUAAUGUUGCGAGCAUUGUCCCUUGCCCCUGUUUCCGUCAUUCAGCCUGUAUCUGGCUGUGGACUUGCCAUUCUUUCAGUUUUUUCUCAUUUUUAUCUCAAGGAGAUUAUGAAUCAUAUUGACUGGCUGGGGAUUGCAUUGGCUGGGAUCGGAACCAUAGGUGUUGGUGCUGGAGGGGAGGAUCAAAAGGCUUCAUCGAUUUCAAUUUUUCAUUUACCAUGGCUGGCAUUCUCUGUUGCAACUUUGUUUGUAAUCCUUAAUGGUUGCCUUCGCAUAUAUAAGCGCCAGAGAAGAGAACAAGAAUUGAUGCAAUAUGAAGUAGUUGAAGAAAUAACUUAUGGUCUGGGAUCUGGCAUACUGUUCGGGAUGGCAUCUGUUAUAUCAAAGCUUGGAUUUUUAUUCUUGGAGCAAGGAUUCUCGAAGCUGCUGUUACCUAUCUGCAUCUCCAUCAGCACAUGCUGUAGUGCUUCUGGAUUCAUUUACCAGACACGUGGCUUGAAGCAUGGGAGAGCAAUCGUGGUUUCUACAUGUGCCGCUGUUGCAUCAAUCGUUACUGGAGUAAUUGCUGGCAUGCUUGCAUUGGGUGAACAGUUGCCUUCAGCACCCAAAGCUCGUCUAGUUCUUCUCCUUGGAUGGCUAUUUAUUAUAAUUGGUGUGAUGUUGCUGGUCACUUCAAAGCGCAUUCUGCGUUGUCUGCCCCGACCAUUGGGACGCAUUCUCCGAGGUGGCGCUGAGAGAAAUCAAGGCUUGAGACAGUCAAGCUCAAUCCGCAUUAGAGAUCCGAGCCCCACUGUGAUCCAAGCAACUACACUGCACCACUUGAUACCGUCUCCACCCAAAGAGAAGGCUUGAAACUGGUAGCUAUAUUGCCAUUUGAUCCGGUUGGUGUACAGCAGUAUGGAUGGAUCACCUCAUCACCCGCUUACAUACUACAGACAGACUCUCAUAAGCAGAAGUUUCACACCAGAGGGCUUCAACCCUAUUUUUGUUGGAAUCCUUUUCUUGAGGCGUAUUUACUGUAAGCGACUUUGAGAGAUGGCUGUGUUGUAGACUGAGUGAGCUGCAGAGGAAAAUUGGUUUAUUAUCAUCGUUAUUGUUGUCAUUAUUAUUGAUGUUGCUGUUUUAUUACUAUUAUUACUAUCAUACUAAUAAUAACAAAAAU
Molecule: messenger RNA, 1551 nt
Organism: Cuscuta epithymum
Lineage: Eukaryota; Viridiplantae; Streptophyta; Magnoliopsida; Solanales; Convolvulaceae
Source: the annotation of a GenBank genome assembly